Messenger RNA from Phytophthora sojae, 471 nucleotides. RefSeq lists its product as hypothetical. Bases 1 to 471 code for a protein of 156 amino acids. The record is from RefSeq and is a predicted model, not a curated record. The transcript is spliced from 4 exons. NCBI's taxonomy places the organism in Eukaryota, Oomycota, Peronosporomycetes, Peronosporales, Peronosporaceae.
AUGAACAUGUGCCAGGCGGCAAAACGACAGGGAACCAGCAUCACGGAGGCUGGUGCAAAACUACUGAGGCGAUACUUCGCGGAUUACGGCAUUCCAGCAAACCAACUCGCCAACAUGGUCGACUGUGACUUCCGCCACUGGGCACGCUCUAUCACCAACUACGGCUGCGACCCCAUCGCAGACUACGGCAUCAACCGCGGCGCACUCCCCAGCACCAACUACGUGGGAGAUAUCCGCGACAGUGACAGCGACAGCGACUUUGUACCAGAGAGUAAAGAAGACACGGACGAUGAAGAAGCCAAGCAGCCCCCUGAUGAAGACGACUUUGAGUGGAAGAAGAACCCAGUUUCGCCGGAGGAGUUGAUCUCCCAGAAGGCUGGUUCGCCUACGAUAGCGUGGGAGACUUGCGGUACGGACCUACAGGACGGCUCCGCGCAGAUAUCAACUGGAGCCGCUGCGAAGUCGAUGUAG